GGGAGAAGGUUAUGUUGAAACGGCAAAGAAAAGGUGGAGGAGGACGGUGAGGGAGCAGAAACUUUCUCUCCUUCUCAACAACUUUAGAGCGGAUUUGUCGCCUUGGGUUUGCAUGGCUGAGCGGACUUGAGUUUGCUCCUCAACACGCAGUUGGAUAUAUUCCCUUUAACCUGGGGCUGUUAGAGGUGUUCGCCUCUUUUUUGGACCUUUUUGUCGCCCGUGGACUUAAUGAGUGAGACUGAGCGGAGAAACGUGGAAGUGAGGGCACACUAUAAUCUGUAUUGAUUUACGUUGUCGCCAUGUCCAUGCUUCCGACGUUUGGGUUUACGCAGGAGCAAGUGGCGUGUGUCUGCGAAGUCCUUCAACAAGGGGGGAACAUCGAGCGGCUGGGGCGCUUCCUCUGGUCCCUGCCGGCGUGCGAGCACCUCCACAAAAAUGAGAGCGUCCUCAAAGCGAAAGCUGUCGUCGCUUUUCAUCGGGGGAACUUCCGAGAGCUCUAUAAGAUCCUGGAGAGUCACCAGUUCUCUCCCCACAACCACCCCAAGCUGCAGCAGCUGUGGCUCAAAGCGCACUACAUCGAGGCGGAGAAGCUGAGAGGCCGCCCGCUCGGCGCCGUAGGAAAGUACCGGGUCAGGAGAAAGUUCCCCCUGCCUCGCUCGAUCUGGGACGGAGAGGAGACAAGCUACUGCUUCAAGGAGAAGAGCAGGAGCGUCCUGCGGGAGUGGUACACCCACAACCCUUACCCGUCCCCGCGGGAGAAACGAGAGUUGGCCGAGGCCACGGGACUCACCACCACGCAGGUCAGCAACUGGUUCAAAAACCGACGGCAGCGAGACCGGGCAGCGGAGGCAAAGGAAAGGUAGGACACACUAAUACUACCCUACUCAUAAAACAUACAAGCAUCUAAUAUACUGUUGAUAUUGUAGCAUUUUUUGUUUAUGACCUCAAACAAAAAUAGUGGGCAAUAAAAUCUCAAACAGACACAAACACCCAGUGUUACUUCCACGAUGUGCUGACCUACAUCUGGAAAUUUAUUGGAAUGACUGAAUUUAUUUUCACUUCUUGAAAAAUAGUUCCAGCUAUCUACAAACAUCUGUGACUGUUUAAGGGAAAUUUAACAAGAGCAGGGACUUUUGCGAACGUCUAGUUUUUUGUUUUAACUCCCAUACAGAACUGUUUGUACGUCUGAGAUAAUACAGCAGGACGUGCGUAAAAGUUGAAAAGGAGAAAAUGAAAGACUCGUUGUCAGAUAAAUUACAAGGGUAUAAAAAGUUGUACUUACCCUACUUUUAUGUUUUAAUUACACUCAUCAUGACAUUAGAAUUUGACAUAAGUAGGGUCAGAGACAUAACUACUAGUCUACUUUCCCCCCUCUAGAUAUGUGAGAGAGUAAAGGAAUAUACAAUAAAGUCAGAGAGCACGGUAAAGAAGUUGCUCGCUAGUGUAAUUGACGUAGCAGGCCGUGUAGGCUGCAUAUCGGCCGGGUCGACAUUACUUUCGGAGCUGUUUGUACAUUUCAAAGUUUGGAAAUGACACAGGCGCGCAGAGAGGAUUUUGGAGACAUGUUUCAGUCAGGUGUUUUCUGGUUUGGUGUCUUCUUUCAGCCUCUGGCCACUAAUUCGGGCUGAAAGCUGCACGUAAAUCAUGUCUUCCCACUGCGAGAAGCCCGAGCUCACCACUGCACACAUAUGAACGAGGCCGUGCGCAACAAGAACACGUUCAGCAAUUAUUAGACCUGUCAAUUAUCCAGACCGAGAGACAGCUUUCUUUUGACAGACGACUUACCUACAGGUCACCAUGGUUACACUCAUUCGCCAUUAACGCAGCUGUUUAACUCAGACUGAGAAAUUGAACAGAUUUAUUGUCUUCAGUCUCUGUUCACUAAUGCGCACAUUUAACUCUCUGCACUGCUGUAGUAAAUGACUGAUAGGCUGUAAUUAUUUCAAUUAGCCCACUUACUGGUAUUAUGUCCUGGCGCACGAGUGCGUGAUUGAUGUGUCGAUAAAUCACCUGACUUAAUAUUUUAUCAUUUGGGUUGUUAUGGCGACUGUAAACAUGGCGGGGCUUAAUUAAUUUUCAAGGGGGCUACACACAGUAGCAUAUACAACAUUAAUUGUGGUUUGUGUGUGUGUCUGUGUGUGUGUGAGGCACUUUGGAAAGCUGAAAAAUUCUCUUAUAUGAAUACGUAUUACUAUUAUUUUAUUAUUGUUAUUUAGGCUAUUACCAUUAUUAUUAUUAUUGUAGUUAUUAUUGUUGUUGUUAUGUAGGCUAUUAUUUUUAUUAUUAUUAUUGUUAUUAUUAUUGUUAUUAUUAUUAUUAUUAUUAUUAUUUUGUUUUUGUUCUUGUUGUUAUGUAGGCUAUUAUUUUUAUCAUUAUUAUUAUUAUUUUUGUUUAGUUUUUGUUGUUAUGUAGGCUAUUAUUAUUAUUAUUAUUAAUUUUAUUAUUAUUAUCAUUUGUAGUAGUAACUCGGUUGUGAUGUUUUGAAUAUAUAGGCUAGUCUAGUACGUUUUAUGUGGUGAACUUUCAAUAGCCAGCUAAACUUUGCUAAACUUGAUCAUUUCUGAGACCCUGCCAUGUGGAUCUAUUUUGAGUGUUUUUGCUGAACUUUCAUCAAACUCACCUCUUUUAUUUUCGUCUUUUUGCAGAGAAAACAACGAGAACUCCAACAGCAACAGCCACAAUCCAUUAUCUUCCUCCAUGAACGGGAAUAAAUCUCUUUUGGGGAGUUCUGACGACGAUAAAACACCCUCGGGUACACCAGAUCACACGUCACCGAGCCCGGCUCUGCUCCUCGGCUCGAAUUCCGGUUUACCGUCCCUCCACGGCCUCGCGCCCCCACCGGGACCCAGCGCCAUCCCGGUACCAGGCGGCGCAGACUCCGUGCACCAUCACCACUCUUUGCACCAUGACACCAUACUGAACCCUAUGUCUUCUAAUCUUGUGGACCUUGGCUCUUAAAAGAACCAGCACAGACGGGGACAGAAGGUAUCUCUUUUGGAUAAUACAUUUUCGAGGACAAGCUUCAAGCAUUUAUGGUAAAAAAGAAAAAGGUGCAACGCAGACGGACUGAACACUGCGACAAACGGCCUUCAUAACAAAUCAUUUAGCCACAUAUUCAACCUCUAAAGUCAUUUUAUACAAGAGGGGGAAAUCUGCUUGUGUGCGUAAAAACCUCCAUUUACCCCCAUGUUGAACUUGUUUCUGGAAGUUUUUGGAAACAAAUCUCAAGAAAAGCACUUCAGACAUUACCUACACGUAUGCCUAUUCAAACAGGAGACGCUUCCUGAAAUAAUGGCAUAUUUCUCUUCAGUUCUCGUGAGGGAAAUGAAAUAAAACAGGUGAUCAUUUUUUGCCGUGGUGAUGCAGAUAAUGUGAGGUUGAUAGAGGUCGUUUUAGGUAAAAAGAAAAAAAAGAGGAAAAGUAUUUUACAGGAAUGUAAUAACGUAACAUGUUAUAUUGUUGAAAACAAUAACAAUAAAAUGUCUUAAUUCUUAUUACUAUUACCGUUGUUAUUUUAGGGGUUUGGAUAUUAGAAGAUACUAUAGGCACUGUGUUUGAGGCACUACAUCGCCGUUGUGUUUACAGAGGGUUUUUCCAAAAGAGCCAUAAGAGUUUUUAUUUUUCUUUUCUUUUCUUUUUUUUUUUUUUUUUUUGGGGGGGGGGGGGGGGUAGCAUUCUCAAGUGUCUUAUAAGAGCCAUGAUAGGAGGAAAUAUCUUAAUCUCUUGAUAUUAUUUUCAUUUUCAUUUCAUUUGGAAAGAGACUGCAUGUAAACUUUGCGUUAAACGGAACGAUACAGCUUUAGUUUCAUAUAAUCUUUACAAUAAAAAAGCAAAAGAAAUACUUGGAGUAAAACCGAGGUUUCUUUUUAUUCUCAACUA
Molecule: messenger RNA, 3879 nt
Organism: Xyrichtys novacula (pearly razorfish)
Lineage: Eukaryota; Metazoa; Chordata; Actinopteri; Labriformes; Labridae
Source: the annotation of a GenBank genome assembly